Molecule: messenger RNA, 4132 nt
Organism: Xyrauchen texanus (razorback sucker)
Lineage: Eukaryota; Metazoa; Chordata; Actinopteri; Cypriniformes; Catostomidae
Product: cytochrome P450 26B1-like
Exons: 6
Coding region: 687-2222 (511 amino acids)
Biological process (GO): sterol metabolic process
Molecular function (GO): monooxygenase activity; iron ion binding; heme binding
Source: RefSeq, a predicted model, not a curated record
UUGAGAAACUGUGUUUGAAGAGAGAGAGGUCGAGCGAGAACGAAAGCGAGAAGUAGUGAAAGCGCUUCAGAAAACGGGCUAGCGAGACGCACUUCAGUCAUCUGAAGAUUUUUACUGCUCAUAGGCAUCCAACUUCGGAGGAUUAUAUCUCUCAUUUAUUUCUACGACUUUCUUUUGACCUUUACUUGGUUUUAGUGCAUCUAAAGAUAUUAUAGGUUUAAGUUUUUUUUUCUGUAGGAGAUAAAAAUAAAUAAAUACAUAAAAACAGUAUCUAAAAAUAAUAGCUCAUUUCUAAACUAGAUUUAGCUAAACUAAACUUUGAUAAAUUCAGGCCACAUUUAUACAUUUCCAAAAAAAAUCACGAUGUCAGUGGCACCGAUUUGCAUCCUCUAAAAUGAUAAGUCAACAUUUAACCUCGAUUUAUAAUAUCCAUCAUUCAGUUAAUUAAAAAAAAAUAAAUAAAGUCAGUUUAUUAAUUUAGCCUACUGUUCCUUGCAGAACUGGUGCGUUAAUUUUCAGUGAGAAAAACUUAUUUUAAAAAUCUGCUUGAGCUGUUUUUUUUUUUUCAGAAUAAUUGUAGCAAAUCACAACACAGUAAACUCCUCAAAACUCCUGAAAAGACGAACCACUGUAGUGCUCCUAACUUCAACGAGAUAUUUGAAACAAGUCCCCGGGCGUUCACAGUCAUGCUCUUCGACAGUUUUGACCUUGUCUCGGCGCUGGUGACGCUGGCUGCGUGUUUAGUGUCUAUGGCACUUCUUCUGGCCGUAUCCCAGCAGCUCUGGCAGCUGAGAUGGACUGCAACACGGGACAAGAGCUGCAAGUUGCCCAUGCCUAAGGGCUCCAUGGGGUUCCCCAUCAUUGGAGAAACAUGCCACUGGUUCUUUCAGGGUGCAGGGUUCCAUGCUUCGAGAAGGCAGAAGUAUGGGAACGUAUUCAAGACUCACCUGCUCGGGCGGCCACUGAUCCGUGUCACAGGGGCUGAGAAUGUGCGCAAAGUCCUGAUGGGAGAGCACAGCCUGGUCACUGUGGACUGGCCCCAAAGUACCAGUACUCUACUUGGUCCCAACAGCCUGGCCAACUCCAUAGGGGACAUCCACCGCAAAAGGAGAAAGAUCUUUGCAAAAGUCUUCAGCCAUGAGGCUUUGGAGAGCUACCUGCCCAAGAUCCAGCUGGUUAUUCAGGAGACCCUGCGGGUGUGGAGCUCCAAUCCCGAGCCUAUCAAUGUGUACCGAGAGUCCCAGCGUCUCUCCUUCCACAUGGCGGUGCGUGUGCUCCUGGGUUUCCGGGUCUCUGAAGAGGAGAUGCACUGUCUAUUCCACACUUUCCAGGAGUUUGUGGAGAAUGUUUUUAGUCUUCCCAUCGAUGUGCCAUUUAGUGGUUAUAGGAAGGGCAUUCGUGCAAGAGACUCACUCCAGAAAAGUAUAGAAAAAGCUAUCCGAGAGAAACCACUCCACUCACAAGGGAAAGAUUAUACUGAUGCUCUUGAUGUGCUUCUAGAGAGCGCCAAGGAAAACAACACAGAGCUUACAACAGAGGAGCUCAAGGAGUCCACAAUUGAGCUGAUCUUUGCUGCUUUUGCCACAACAGCCAGCGCCAGCACAUCUCUGAUCAUGCAAUUUCUGCGACACCCCGCGGUCCUGGAGAAGCUGCGCGAGGAGCUGCGAAGUUAUGGCCUGCUCCAUGAUGGCUGUUUGUGCCAGGGAGAACUACGCCUGGACAGCAUCAUUAGCCUCAAGUACCUUGACUGCGUGAUCAAAGAAGUCCUGCGUCUCUUUGCCCCCGUUUCUGGAGGCUACCGCAUUGCCACACAGACCUUUGAGUUGGAUGGUGUGCAAGUACCCAAAGGCUGGAGUGUCAUGUACAGUAUCCGUGACACGCAUGACACAUCGGCUGUGUUUAAGGAUGUGGAGGCAUUUGACCCUGACCGCUUCAGUCCAGAGCGGAGUGAGGACCGCGAGGGCCGCUUCCACUACCUACCAUUUGGUGGCGGUGUUCGCGCUUGCUUGGGCAAGCGGCUAGCCACUCUCUUCCUCAAACUUCUGGCCGUGGAGCUCGCUGGGGGCAGUCGCUUCGAGUUAGCCACUCGGACGUUCCCCCGCAUGGUUUCAGUCCCUGUGGUGCACCCCACUGACGGCCUUCGCGUAAAAUUCUUCGGCCUUGACUCCAACCAGAACCAGAUCAUGGCCAAGUCAAAUGACAUGCUGGAUGCCACUGUCUGACAGAUUAAGGGGGAGGAAAAGAAAGAGCAGACUUUUUGCCCUCUCUAAUGGUAAAUCAAGACUUUGUCAUCAGAAUUUUUUUCUAAAAGACAGUCUCAUCUGCCAAAAAUGUAUAGUCUAUCAUUUGUAAAGAAAAUGCCAGAAAAUAUAACAAAAAUAUAUAUAAACGUAUUGAACGUAUUGCUACAUCAGGAGAGCACAAGUAAGAUUUGAAAAUAGAUCUGGAGGUUUAAAGGGACAGUCAUAUACGCAUCUUCCAAUGUAGAUGUCACAGGGUAUGGCCAGUUCUGUUUUAACCAGCACAUGACGGGUCUGGAGGAAUCAGUCUUGAAUUUUUUUGUGAUUAGAAGUUAUGUAUGUGUAUGAGUGUUUUACACGUUUUUUGUUUAUUUGAGUGUGUGAAUUGUGAAUCGUCAUUUAUAUGUAUAUACAGUAUGUGUGUUUUUCUGGUUCUUGGUGUGCGCCUGUGUAUGUAAAUACAUUACAUGUUUUUUCUUGUGUGUCUGUGAGUGUGUGUUUGUGAGUGUGUGUUUGUGUGCAUGGACAAGUUGUUAUUCAGCUAAGGUAUUAGGAGUUAGAGUAGGCAGUGUAAACUAGAAUGAAUGGGAGAAUUGUGUAAUUACUCAGGUGUGUUAGCAGUACAGAAGAAGCUUUCAGACUAAUCCAGUACUUGUUAUACAUGCUCUAUACAUAAGUGACAAUUUAUAAUAUUAUUUUUAAGAGAGUGUGAAGAGAAGAAAUAUGAAGAAAGAUAUAUAAAUAGAAAGGGAGCAUGAGAAAAAAUGAACCUGUGCUUUAUUACAGCAAUGUCACAUGACAUAAUCUCUGUCUAAUUUGGCUGUGCGUGUCUGUUUUAAAGUUGGGCUCUCAAAACAAGCUAUAUAGAGGGAAUGAAGGACUCAUUCCUGCUGCAAAUUUAAAAAUGAGUGAUAACUAUGCUGCUUUGGGAGUUGCUUUUUAUUUAUUUGAUGGAGCAGAUUGCCGAUUGAUCUCUAUAAAAGAGAAGGACGCUGCUCGGCAUUGCAUCAAUACAGGAAAAAAUUAUUCUAAAGAUACAAUAGAUGAUGGCGGAACUGAGUGGCCAAUCAUGAAUCAAAACUCCUACUAUAUACCACCAAUCAAGAGAGUUUUCUUGUGAUGCCUUUGAAGAGACUUAAAGGCCACAGGAACUCUACAUGUGGAUGACUUGCUGUAAGUUUAAUUGGUUGCUGUAGGUUUGAUUGGACUGGUUGAAAUGAGAAACCCAAUGGGGCUCUUCCUUCACUUCCUCUCAGGCUGCAAAAUAAUUUUCUUUGAUGAAAUAUGCCACUGAUCUUUUUUCAUGAAUGAAUGAAUGGAUGAAUUAAAAAUAAUUAAUGUCUGCUGCUUUCAGUGUGCCAUUUUCUAACAGAGAGUAACCUUUCUCUGCAGUUGAGAUUUGCAAUUUCUGAGCAAAUGUUCAUGUUGUGAGUGCAAAGAGGGAUUUAGAACUUUCACCUACAAUGGGUAAAGCAUAUUUGCAUUGUCUAAUAUCCUCAUAUUCUUACUAUUAAUAUUAUUAUUGUAAUAAGUCUUAUUAUAUGUGCUAUUUUUUGUUAUAUUUCAGAAUAGAGUUCUAGUAUAAGUAAAGUCUGUUGGUAAAUACUGUUCUAUUUAGAAUGAAAUGAAUUUCAGUUAUAUUGUAAACAGUGUUUAAAUGUUAAUAUGGUUUUAUCUUAUUGUAAUAAUUAUAAUUUUGUUAUCAUUAUUAUCUUUGCAUUAGUUAAUAUUAAUAAACAGAAGCACUUGCGAGGUAUGUUUAUUUUUGGUGCGACUUUGCUACAUGUUCUGUUUUUUUGUUUUGUUGUAUUUUUGAGUUUGUCUUUACAAAUAUUUGAUUGCUUUUUACAAAUUCACAAUUCACUUAGUUCAAAUAUGAAUGUUUCUCCUUU